Messenger RNA from Betta splendens (Siamese fighting fish), 2416 nucleotides. RefSeq names its product DEAD (Asp-Glu-Ala-Asp) box polypeptide 43 (gene ddx43). The record is from RefSeq and is a predicted model, not a curated record. Gene Ontology annotation, molecular function: ATP binding; RNA binding; RNA helicase activity. The coding region runs from base 49 to 2133 and encodes 694 amino acids. The transcript has 16 exons. NCBI's taxonomy places the organism in Eukaryota, Metazoa, Chordata, Actinopteri, Anabantiformes, Osphronemidae.
AGGCAACAUGAUUGAUUGACAGCUUGGUGGUGUUAGCUGCUCGCUAAAAUGUCGGACUGGGAGGCCGAUUAUGACGAGGACGGCGUCGCCGUUGAGAAGCCCGCGAACGCGGCUCCGGCUCCGGCUCCGUGGCAGUCCCCGCAAAACGCAUUUUACGGUGUGAAGGUUGGGACCAAGUUCGGCGCCGCCGGCGAGGUCGGCUUUUGGGGGGAUGGUGGAGGACGCGGGCCCACGCCGAGAACGGAUCAGUUCACCCGCAGAAUUGAGCGCGGAGCUCCGAGACCGCGAGCUUUUAUCGAUGAGGGUAUGAGGUCUUCCCCGUCCGUCACCAUCACCGUCGACAAUUCCCACAUUGGACGGAUUAUAGGUCGAGGAGGGUCCAAAAUUCGUGAAAUUGAAGAAAACAGUGGGGCAAGAAUCAAGAUCAACAAGGGGGUCUAUAAAGGCGAGGUUGCCAUCUUUGGGUCCUCUGUUUCCCAGCAGAAAGCCCAGGAGAUGAUUAAAGACCUGGUUGCAAAUGACAACUCCAGAUUUCACAAUGCUCCUGGCAGAGGAAGAGACUGCGGAGGUGGAACAAAUGAAAGAGACAAGAAGUCUGUGUGGUCUACUGCACAGUUACAGGCUGCGAAUGUUGCCCCAGCCCAUGCAACGAUAGACUGGGACACAAUCCGUGCAAACAUGCAUAAUUAUAAGGAGCUCAAGUGGAAAGACGUUCCACCAAUGAUAAAGAAGUUUUACAUCGAGGCAGAGAGUGUAUCCAAGCUCACAGUGGAGGAAGUCAGCAAGUGGCGCAAGGAAAAUAACGAUAUCUUUGUGGAUGACCUGAAAGAGGAAGGAGAGAAGCGCCCUGUUCCUAAACCCUGUCCCACCUUUUUGGAGGCGUUCGAACAUUAUCCUGACAUUAUGGAAAGCAUCAAGCAAGUUGGCUUUUCUAAACCAACCCCCAUCCAGUCUCAGGCUUGGCCAGUGCUGCUGAGUGGGGAGGAUCUCAUAGCCAUUGCUCAGACUGGAACAGGUAAAACCCUGGCAUACCUGCUGCCAGGGUUUAUCCACAUGGACGGGCAGCCUAUUCCUAGAGCUGAGCGGGGUGGUCCAGGCAUGUUGGUCUUGACUCCCACCAGAGAGCUGGCUCUGCAGAUCGAAAUGGAGUGCAACAAAUAUCGCUAUAAAGGCUACAAAAGUAUCUGCAUCUAUGGUGGAGGAGACAGGAGGGGCCAGAUCAACUUGGUGAAGCAAGGCGUGGACAUAGUGAUUGCUACACCUGGCCGACUCAAUGACCUGCAGAUGAACGAUCUCCUCAAUCUUCGAUCCAUCACCUACUUGGUUCUUGACGAGGCUGACCGCAUGCUUGAUAUGGGCUUUGAACCCCAGAUUAUGAAGAUUCUCAUUGAUAUUCGCCCAGAUCGUCAAACUGUCAUGACCAGCGCUACGUGGCCCCCUGGGGUGAGACGAUUGUCUAAAUCCUACCUGAAGGAUCCAAUGAUGGUUUAUGUGGGGACCCUGGACUUGAUGGCUGUUAACACAGUGCAGCAAAAGGUGCUGUUUGUCCACGAAGAAGAGAAAAAGUCCUACGUGUUUGACUUCAUCAGAAACAUGCUCCCUGAGGAUAAAGUGAUCGUCUUUGUCGGCAAAAAGCUUGUAGCUGAUGACCUGUCCAGUGACAUGUGUCUGCAGGGCUUGGCUGUGCAAAGUCUCCAUGGUGGUCAUGAGCAGUGUGACCGUGAAGUAGCUCUUAAAGACUUUAAGGACAGUCGAGUUCGUAUCCUGGUUGCCACAGAUCUGGCAUCUCGAGGGUUGGAUGUCCAUGAUGUCACACAUGUCUUUAACUAUGACUUCCCACGUAACAUUGAGGAGUAUGUUCAUCGCGUGGGCCGCACUGGCCGAGCAGGACGUUCAGGUGCUGCUGUUACACUAAUAACGAGGGAAAACUGGAGGAUGGCCCCUGAACUGAUUCCCAUCUUGGAGCGAUCAGGACAAGAGGUCCCAGUAGAGCUAAUACUGAUGGCUGAGAGAUAUGAAAAGCAUAAAAGAGAGAAGGAACUGAGCAAUCCGAGGGGCGGAUAUGGGCAAGGAGGGAGAAGAAGUGGUGGUGAAAGAGGAGGCAGGGAUCGAGGCCAGAACUGGGGCUUCUGAUCAGAGUCUUUAAGUGUCCAACGUUUCUAUCGAAUUCAUAUUUCAGAGUUUGUAAAACAAUAACUGAAUUUCAAGAGCGGUGUUUAUUUAAUCUGGCAUUAUUUAUAGUAUUUUGGCUCAUACACUUGCAGUAUGAACCCUGAAUCAAACACCCUACUGUUACAUCUUUUACUGUUUUCUUUUUUUUAUUAGUCGAUUGCAGCGAUGUUCUGUAUCACUUUGAGCAUUUUGUUAUAUAACCAUUGCCAGAUAAUUGGUUUAAUAAAUCUUUAUUACAGAGAAA